CGAUUUUGACAUUAUUAACUUAGGAGAAUCGGGGCCCAGUGAUAUAGGGUGCAAAUUAUUGGCAUUUAUCGGGUUUCAAAAAAAUGAAUCAUUGUGCACGUCCUUAAAUACAAUGAGCUUUCAUCUUCUGUACCAGUAUGUCGAUUCUGGGUUCAGUCAUUGCUAGGGCAAUGGUUAAAUCGCUAUCGACGGCAAGACGAUUUCGCUGUUUAGUUUUUAUUAUAACCGUAGUUGAAAAACCUGUCUCUCAUAAAUAUGUGGUCGAAAAUGGAAUAAUUAUUCUUAAAGCAAGUGAAGCAAUUUUGAGAGUAACAAGAAAUUGUUUGAUCCAAAAUUUCUCUAAUGUCAAGAGAUGGAAGUCAUCUUUUAUGGUCAAGUCAGCCUUCAUUUCCAGAAAUUCAUCCUGAACAUCUUCAGGCAAAUCUGAGACCUCGAUAAUGGGUUUCUGGUCAUGCGCCAUAUUGGUGACUCGGAAUUAACAUCUCGAUAGUACCGGUAAAUUAGUUUUCCAAAUCCUUUGUGCUGAUGAACUACGAUUGCGUCUAGUAGGCGAAAGAUUAUGCAGCAACAUUCGUUCUUGAUAUACACGACGUCUUUUCAUUAUUAAUCCGUUUAUUUCGUACAUUAUCUCAUCACUUUCUUCUUUAGGGAAAUCUUUCAGCUGUUUUGCCAUAAGUUUACCAAACAAAUCGCUGUCCACAUCGUGAUUAUUGUCUUCUUUAUUGUUCUUAGAUUGCAAAGUGUUGAAUGCAGCGCUCACAUGCUUGCUGGCUUCUUGUAACUCCGGCAGGUUUUUUGAUCUACGUUUCUGUACACCUUGAGACUUCGGAAGAUUAUUGUUUUGUGAUAAAGGAAUGUUUCCUGAAUGACUUUCUCUACUCCAUCAUUAUCUUCCACAUCAUCGAGUUAUCUAAUGCCAGUUUCCUGACUUUUAUUGUCCCGGAAAAAAUAAUGUAAAAUUUAAAAGAAAAAUUUGUCGGGCAUCCAUCGAAAGUUAGUGAGAUAAUUUCAAUACCACAAUCCUGGGUUAAUAUUUCGAUACAAUUUGUUACUAAACUGGCCUUUUGUUCAGCGCUUAUCCCAUCGAUUAAAAAAUAUCCUAAUUAUUAGUUGGUAUUUUCCAGGAUCCAUUUACACACGUCAGCAUAAAAAUUAACGCAUCUUUAGCUAAUUGAUCGUUAUUAGCGUUAUUUCCAAAAUUACCAAAUUCUAUGCAAUCUUUGCCAUCAAAAUCUAAACCUUUUCUAAUUGCCAUUUCAUCAAAACUUAGGGCGCAUAUUGUUUUGUGUAACGUGCUUUUUUUUGUAUUUAUUUUUUGCUCGGUGGGAGGUGGACUGUAUUCAAUGGUUGCGGUAAACACCGAGAUAGACCGAAAAACUGGGCUUAAAUAAAGCAAUUGAAAGAAAUCAGGACAAAACGAGAGGGCGGCUCGCUGCGAGACGGCGCGAUGACAACUCAAAACAAAAGACGAACUUAAAAACAAAACAGCUAGUUAGCAGCCAUUGCUGUAAGGAGUUCGGUUAAUGCAUGCGAACCUCGCCCUCGUUGGUAAUUUAAUUUGUUAAAAGACAUUAAAAUAGUAUAACAAAAUCAUAGUACAAAUUAAAUAAAAAUGAAAACAACAAUAAACUAAUUACAUCGUUAACAUAUUUCAUGUAAAAAUUUGCCAGCUUUGAUAGAUUCUGUGGAAAAACCAGGAUUUCCAUCGAUGCAUUGGUACCAUCGCGAAAGUGUACGCGGAUGAGAUCUAUACAGAAAAAUGAGCGUCCAGCAGCUGGAAGCCCUCAUGGACUAUUUAGAGGGCCACCAAGAGCUUGCCCUCGGACGGUGCACACGCUCCAAAGAGGGGCGCAGUCUGGCGAAAAGGUUGUGGGAGUGCGCCACUAUGUUAAAUAAUGUUUCUGUAGACUGCGCCCAGAAAACAGGAGAGCAAUGGCGGAUGGUGAGUUGUUAUGUAUUAAAACGAUGGCAGAGAUGAUAGUUCAUGCAUACCUAUUAAUUAAAUGUAUUACAACAACUUAUGACUUGUUUUCAGUUCUACAACGAUUACAAGCACCGCCUGCUUAAAAAAAUUAAAAAAGAAAAAAUUGAAAGGAGCGCUACGGGUGAGGCAUUAAUAUAAUUGUACUUUUGUCAUUAUAUUUCUCUUUUAAUAUAUUGCCGAAAUAAGUGGCUUGUCUCCAAUUCAGGAGAGGCUAUAUGCAAUUUUGGGCCGAGAUGUGGAUGAACCCAUACCAGGAGUUCGGCACAACCCCUUUAUUAACUGAUGAAGUACCGGUGCUCAAUCUGGGAUUCAUUGAAAUGGAGGUAGAGCGGUUGAAUUCGGGGGCCUCAUAUAACACAAUCGAUAUAUUCGAUGAAUAUGUUGAUGAGGUCCCCGUAGAGACAGAGACUGCAAGCUCUAUGCUUGUACCGCCAGAGCCUGCAAGCUCUGUGCCGGUACCAACAGAGCCUGCAAGCUCUAUGCUUACCCAGCAGCAGCCAGAACAAGCUGCUCCGCGGCGACGUCGUCGUCGGCGGCGUCAAGAAAUGGAUGCUGAUCCUGACGAUCAAUCAACACUUCGCACUGCCACCGAUAUGCUGCAAAACAUUGAGGUGGCCAGUGCGAAUGCUACGAAUAGGCUUGCUGCAGCCAUAGAAACCCUUGCGGCAAGGCUUAGUGAGCCUAUUCGUAUAGUGCUGGAGCAGCCAGCAUCCACACCGAGACGACGUCGACAACGGGUACAUAGAAGGAACAGGAUUAUUAUUGAUUCAGAUAGUGAUUAAAUAUUAUUAAUCUAAAUAUUGUUGAUUAUUGUUAUAAUUGAUCUCUUAAUUUUUUACAUAUCAUUUUUAUUGCGUCUAGUAAAAUAAAUCAUUAAUAUAACUUUGGAUGAUCUCGUUAGUUUUUAAUGUAAAUUUAAAUAUUGUUGAUUUUUAUGACAUGUUGUGAUUGAUCUCUAUAUUAUUUUUUAUUACCUUUAGUUAUUCGUAAAAUAAAUCAUUUAUAUUUAUAUAACUUUGA
This is a messenger RNA of Helicoverpa zea (corn earworm), 3004 nucleotides long. RefSeq lists its product as uncharacterized. The transcript has 6 exons. The coding region runs from base 2200 to 2766 and encodes 188 amino acids. Lineage: Eukaryota; Metazoa; Arthropoda; Insecta; Lepidoptera; Noctuidae. The record is from RefSeq and is a predicted model, not a curated record.